Molecule: messenger RNA, 825 nt
Organism: Benincasa hispida (wax gourd)
Lineage: Eukaryota; Viridiplantae; Streptophyta; Magnoliopsida; Cucurbitales; Cucurbitaceae
Source: RefSeq, a predicted model, not a curated record
AUGGCGGGAUCUUCCACCUUUCCCAUCUGGCUGAAAAGGAAAGAUGACAGCAAACAAUUCAAGAGGUUCCUAGAUGUUCUCCGACAAUUAUAUAUCAACAUUCCCUUAGUAGAAGUGUUGGAACAAAUGCCGAGCUAUGUGAAAUUCCUCAAGGACAUGCUUGCCAACAAGAGGAAGAUCAGGGAGAAUGAAACGGUCGCAUUAACAUAUGAGUGUAGUGCACUUUUUCAGAACAACAUCCCCACUAAAAUGAAAGAUCCAGAGAGUUUCACAUUGCCAUGCUCAAUAGUGGGAAAAAAAGUCAGAAAUGUGCUGUGUAACUUGGGGGCAAGUAUAAACCUAAUACCCUUGUCAAUCUUCAAAAAGUUAAAUAUCGGCAACGUAAGACACACCACAGUUACGUUGCAAUUGGUCGAUAGAUCAAUAAUGCAUCCAGAGGGCAAAAUAGAAGAUGUACUUGUGCAAGUGGAUAAAUUCAUCUUCCCUACUGACUUUAUUAUAUUGGAUUAUGAAGCUGACAUUGAGGUGCCUAUCAUCUUGGGUCACCCGUUUCUCGCAACAGGGCGAGUGCUAAUCGUUGUACAGAAAGGAGAACUUACCAUAAGGGUUGACGAUCAGCAAGCCAAGUUCAACGUUCUCAAUGCGUUGAAAUACCCAGGUGAUAUGGAAAACUGUCAGUAUGUUGGAGAGCUGCAGGAAGAACAUUGGUACAAGUCUCAAGAAGAAUCGAAGGAAGAAGACUUUGGGAUUGGUGCAAUGUGGGAGGAAAAUUGUGCCACAAUACAAUCUGAGUCAGAUUUUGAAACAAUCAAGUUAUUUGAAUGA